GUCAUCACGCUGCGUCGGCUGCUGCUGUACACAUGUAAGCUGAAGAAGCAGACCUGAAGCAGACUGGUUAUGUUGGAGAAGAUGCAGGCUGCAGGAGGUCAGAAGAACAGUAAGAAUGGGCCGAGGGCCCGUAAGCGCCCCCUGCAGGCCUCCAGGGGUGCAGGUCAGCUGAAGCGAGAGCGUCUGGACGGCACCACAGUGGGAUACUUCAGACGCGUCACUGAGAGACUCAAUGAGGGAUUCACAGAUCCAGAGGAGAAAGCUCUGUUCGUGGAGAACGUGCUGUCGGAGGUAAAGGGUAAAGCGUGGCUCGUGGCUCUGGACAUGACUGGAAGUGUGGCUCUGGAGCGGCUGCUCUCAUUGGCCGAUGCGAAUCAGGUGGCAGAGAUGAUGUCAGAGCUGGGUGGAGAGGCGGGUUCAGAGUUCAGGGGCGUGGCCUGUGAUCAGUGCGGAGGUCACGUGAUGGAGAGCGCGCUCAGACAAGCUCACCGCUGGACAGAGGAGACCCCUGCGGAGGAGAACCCUGAAGAGGAGCAUUGUGGGAUGCUGGAGACUCAGGUUCAGAGUUUGAGUAGAGCGGUCAGAGAGAAAAUCACAGAGUUCUGCACAGACCCGUACGGUUCACAUGUGCUGCGGACGCUGAUCCAUGUGCUGAGCGGAUGCCAGAGUGUAGAACCCACAGCUCCACAUGCCAAGAAGGACAGAAAGAGUAAGAGCGAGCUGCUGGAUUUCGAGAUUCCCACAUCGUUCUGGUGGGAGCUCAAGCAUCUGGCCGACUGUCUGAUGGACAACAUUAAAGUGUGUGUGUCGAACCAGUGUGCCGGUGUGGCUCUGCAGACUCUGCUGACGGUGUGUCACAGGAAGAGGCCCAUUCUGUGCAGGAAGCUGAACAAGAGCAUCAUGGGAUACCUGACGUCUCUGAGCUCAGCUCCUGGAGUCAGUCCUCUGCUGGUGUUCCUGAAGGACCCGUCCAGCAGUCACCUCCUCCAGAGUGUCUUCAGCUGCUCCCAUGAUGCUCUGCUGCGAGACGUCUAUAAGAAGCACCUGAAGACACACAUGAUGACUCUGGCUCUGCAUCCCAUCGCCAACUACACUGUGCAGAGCCUAAUCGCAGCCGCAGCCCGAUCCCGAGUGCUUCCGAAGAUCCUGGAUGAGCUGCUGGAGGGUUUCGAGGCGGUUCUCGCUGCGGGUCAUAUGGGUGUGGUGGUGCAGAUGGUGGAGAGCUGCGUUCACUGUGUGGAGAAGCAGAGCGAGAUGAUGCAGCGCCUCCUGCAGGCCUUUCACUGCAGUGAGCCGGCGUCUCUGCAGCUCUGCUGUCUGCCGCUGUUCCUGUCUUUACUGACGCAUGAGGUGUAUUACAACACUGAGACAGCAGAGGGAGACACUGCAGCACAGCCUCCACAGCGCCCUCUGUCGGUCAGCUAUCAUGGCUCUCGGCUGGUCCAGGCUCUGUGUGGGUUCAGAGAUCGCUCCGUCCUGAUGAACAGCCUGCAUUCGCUGAGAUCCGCGGAUCUGCUUUCUCUAGGCUGUGAUCGCUCCGGCAGCCACGCGUUACAGGCCCUGAUGACCAGCGGCAGCGACAAGGGCAGAGCCAAGAUCCUGCGCAAGAUGCAGGACAUAUAUGUGGAUCUGGCUUGUUCAGCGUGUGGCAGUCGACUGCUGGAGGCCGUGUGGAGCAGCGCCACCGUCAGCCAGAAGCAGAGCAUUGCAGAGAAACUGGCCCCAAGUGAGAGCCGUCUGAGGUCUGAUCAGUUUGCGCGACACAUUUGGGCGAAAUUCGGCUUGAUGAACUUUCUGAAGAGACGAUCUGAUUGGAUGGAGGCACAGAGCGGAGAAUCCAGGAAAAGGAAGAUGUUCAGCGAAUUACUGAAGGAUUAAUUCUCAUUAUUACAGAUCUUCAAAUCAGUUCAUCUGAACGACGCAUUCAUUCGUUUUUAUUUCGCUUUCAUGCUGCAUUUUAUAAAUAAAAACAUCCAAAACAUAA
Molecule: messenger RNA, 1984 nt
Organism: Danio aesculapii
Lineage: Eukaryota; Metazoa; Chordata; Actinopteri; Cypriniformes; Danionidae
Product: nucleolar protein 9
Exons: 12
Coding region: 70-1878 (602 amino acids)
Biological process (GO): ribosomal small subunit export from nucleus; endonucleolytic cleavage in 5'-ETS of tricistronic rRNA transcript (SSU-rRNA, 5.8S rRNA, LSU-rRNA); endonucleolytic cleavage in ITS1 to separate SSU-rRNA from 5.8S rRNA and LSU-rRNA from tricistronic rRNA transcript (SSU-rRNA, 5.8S rRNA, LSU-rRNA)
Cellular component (GO): nucleolus; preribosome, small subunit precursor; 90S preribosome
Molecular function (GO): RNA binding
Source: RefSeq, a predicted model, not a curated record